This is a messenger RNA of Lactuca sativa (garden lettuce), 1497 nucleotides long. RefSeq lists its product as uncharacterized. The record is from RefSeq and is a predicted model, not a curated record. Lineage: Eukaryota; Viridiplantae; Streptophyta; Magnoliopsida; Asterales; Asteraceae.
UAGGUUUUCAAAUUACACCCAAAAUCCCGCCAUUGUCAGUUAAAGCUUCUCUUACAAUCUCCUCUCUUCUAGCGUCUCUAACAAGCUGCAUAGGAUCUUCAUAUAAGAGACUUGUACCGAAUGGAAAGUAAUGGAGGAAGCUGAACUAGAGAAACAACGAAAUAUGGUGACAAGAUCAUCAAUCAAGAGAAAACCCUUUGCUAAUCUCACUAACAUCGUCCGUAAACCCUACCCAAUUUCUCCGUUCUCACAAUCGAAGAGACCCGGAUCUUCCACCGCCUCCGAUUCAAGUAUCGGAUCCACCCAAAACCCGAAUCAUGAAAACCAUCCACUUAUCAGUUCGCCGGACCAACCUCUUCUUUCUACAUCUCCGACACUCACGCCAGCUCGUUUGGUUGGUGAUGAGAUAUCAUAUACGCAAAGAAGGAGCACCCGGAAAACCUUACUCAAGGUGAAGGCUGAUGUGCCUUUUUAUCAGACAUCUUCCCAGGAAACAAGGAGCAAAACGAAGGAACUAUCUGUGCCUCUUUGUUCUUCUACAUUGGGGAACAGAAAUCAGUCUUCUAUACAGAAAACCACUUAUGAUGGGAAUAAGACGUUCAUGGCCCCUAAUUGCUUUUCAGUGGAGAAGAUUAAGGACAAACAGAAGGCAAUUGAUGUGUCAUCUAGUGCCCAUCAUAUGAAGAACACAAAGAAUAUCAUGGACACUCCUCUUUUUCAUUCUACCAUGAAAAUAAAAGAUAAAGGGAAAGAAAAUGCUGUUCAAUCUAGCUAUCCUCACUUGGAGAACACAAAUAUCAACUUGUCACAUUCUUCAAUGAAGAGAAAGGAUAAAGGAAAGUCAAUUGCAGUCCCUUUUAAUUAUCCUCCUAUGAAGACUAAGAUGAUGGAAGUUCUUGCACCUUCUUCUGGUGUGAACAUUAAGGAGAAAGGGGAAAGGGUUACAGGUUCUUCUACCCAUUUUGAUCAUUCCCAAAAAGAUGAAAGAAAUGUUGUUGUUACACCUCUCUAUCAUCGCACUCUGAAGAAAAAUAAAGAAAGUAGCUGUCCACCUCUUUUGAGAACUGCAAUCAAUAGGAAUCAAGGUGAUGAAUCAGAAGAUACAUUCCAAUCUAAGCUACAAACAGAGCCUCCUCCUAAUAAAAAGAAAAGAUGCUCAUCAAAGGAGAGUGGUGAAGAAUAUGUGCUACCACAAGAAUUUGUUGAGCAGCAAAGAGCUUACUUUAAAGAGAUUGAUGACUUUGAACUAGAAGUGGAGGAAGUAUGAGUAUAAAAGAGUAAUAACUUCAACUUGAUUAUUAUGAUAGGAGUUGCAUUAACAUGUUUUUAAGUUUCUUGUAUAGUCACACUUAACUAUGUCAAAAUCUACUGAAAGUAUCAUGUACUUGGUGUUGUGUGCUGACCAUUUUGCCCUUGUCAGUAGUUUUUACUUUUUAGAACAUGUUGAUUACAGUUGUGUAAAUUUGGUGGCUUGGUUGAAUAAAUUUUUGUUUUUAA